This is a messenger RNA of Cucurbita maxima (winter squash), 3462 nucleotides long. RefSeq names its product alpha-mannosidase. The coding region runs from base 367 to 3396 and encodes 1009 amino acids. Gene Ontology annotation, molecular function: carbohydrate binding; alpha-mannosidase activity. The transcript is spliced from 29 exons. Gene Ontology annotation, biological process: mannose metabolic process. NCBI's taxonomy places the organism in Eukaryota, Viridiplantae, Streptophyta, Magnoliopsida, Cucurbitales, Cucurbitaceae. The record is from RefSeq and is a predicted model, not a curated record.
GACAACUCUCCCCCGUUACAAUCUUCCUUAUUGUGGACAUUUCAGUGGAUAACACAAAAUCUUAGUUUAAUUCAUUAAGCUCGAUGAAAAGCCCUUCAUAUUCCUGAAUCUGUAUUGCCCAUGAUUCGAGUUCAAGUUUCUAUUAUGGAAAUUGAACGGACAGAUCAAGGAACUCGUCAAUGGAGGUCAAUAAUAUCUCUUGUACGGAGGUUUGGUUUCAAGGUUUUAAAGACCCGACAGAGUCAUGGUCGUUUUCUAAGCCGGCCAGAAAAAUCCAAAAGGCAAGAGGCCCCAUCCCAUUUUUUUUCACCUCUCGCCUAUAUUUUGCUGUAUGAACAAUGGAGUUGGGGGAAUCGGCGUUGAAUAAUGGAGAAGCAACCCAGUUCUGGGCUACCCUUUUUGUUUCUGGUUCUUGUGCUGAUAUCCUUUUGUGUUGAAGUGAGCUGUAAUUUUGUGAGCUAUGACACUGGUGGUGGUGCUGUGGAAGGCAAGUUGAAUGUUCACUUGGUUGCUCAUUCGCACGAUGAUGUUGGUUGGUUGAAGACGAUCGAUCAGUACUAUGUUGGUUCAAAUAACAGUAUUCAGGGAGCGUGUGUGCAGAAUGUGCUUGAUUCGGUUGUUAGUUCUUUGCUUCGUGAUUCAAACAGGAAGUUUGUGUUUGCUGAAAUGGCAUUUUUCCAGCGAUGGUGGUCACAGCAAAGUCCCCAGCUUCAAAAACGAGUGAGAGAACUUGUUGAAGUUGGCCAGUUGGAAUUCAUAAAUGGAGGUUGGUGUAUGCAUGAUGAAGCAACAUGUCAUUACAUAGACAUGAUUGACCAAACCACUCUGGGGCACAGCGUUAUAAAGGAAGAGUUCAACACGGUUCCUCGUGCUGGAUGGCAAAUUGAUCCAUUCGGCCACUCUGCCGUGCAAGCUUAUUUACUCGGUGCUGAGGUCGGUUUCGACUCUGUACAUUUUGCAAGGAUUGAUUAUCAGGAUAGAGCAAAGCGGAUGGUCGAUAAAUCUCUAGAAGUCGUAUGGCGUGGCUCCAAAACAUUUGGUUCUUCAUCUCAGAUCUUUGCAAACGCCUUCCCUGUACAUUACAGUCCUCCUCCUGGUUUUCACUUUGAAGUGAACGACAACACCAAUAUUAUUCAGGAUGAUCCUUUACUUUACGACUACAACGUUAAACAACGAGUUAAUGAUUUUAUAGAUGCAGCUCUGACCCAAGCUAAUGUCACUAGGACUAAUCAUAUUAUGUGGACAAUGGGUGAUGAUUUUCAGUACCAAUAUGCUGAGUCCUGGUUCAAGCAGAUGGAUAAGUUUAUUCACUAUGUUAAAAAGGACGGUCGGAUUAAUGCUUUGUAUUCAACACCAUCCAUAUAUACUGAUGCAAAAAAUGCAGCGAAUGAAUCAUGGCCGUUGAAAACCGAUGAUUUUUUCCCGUAUGCUGAUCGUGAACAUGCGUACUGGACCGGCUUUUUUACAAGUCGUCCAGCGUUUAAAGGAUAUAUAAGGAUGCUGAGUGGAUAUUACUUGGCAGCCCGACAGCUCGAAUUCCUUGUUGGAAGGAGAUCCAGUGGCCCAAAUACUUAUAGUCUUGGCGAUGCUUUGGGGAUUGCACAGCACCAUGAUGCAGUGACUGGUACUGCUAAGCAGCAUACUACAAAUGACUAUACGAAACGGCUUGCUGCAGGAUCCUCUGAGGCUGAAGCAGUAGUCAAUUCUGCCCUUGUUUGCCUUGGACAAAAGAAAUUGGGUGAUCAUUGCGAGAUAUCAAAAACACUAAGCCAGUGCCCGUUACUCAAUAUCAGUUUCUGCCCACCAACUGAGCAAGAUAUUCAAGAAGGGAAUAGUUUGGUCGUGGUGGUGUACAACCCGCUUGGAUGGAUUCGUAACGAUAUUGUUAGAAUACCAGUUCAUGAUGCUGAUCUUGUAGUCCAAGAUAUCUCAGGCAAAACCAUUGAGUCGCAAUUUCUAGCCAUUGAUAAUGUCACGAAAAACAUAAGCGAGUUCUAUGUGAAGGCCUACUCGGGACGGGCAAGGGGACAAUUUCCCAAGUACUGGCUUCUGUUUCAAGUGUCGGUUCCUCAACUUGGAUGGAACACGUACUUUAUCUCUAAAGGAAGUGGUGGAGGCAAAAGAAGAUCUAAAUUUCUUCCGACUGACACUGACAGUCAGAAGGAUACCGUUGUUGUUGGACCUGGCCAUUUGAAGAUGUCCUUUUCUAUUGCUUCUGGUCAACUAAAACGAAUGUACAAUUCAAAAACCGGGGUUGAUGUACCAAUACAACAAAGCUAUCUUUGGUAUGCUUCAGCUACAGGUUCCAUUAACAAUAACCAGAAUUCUGGUGCAUAUAUUUUUGUGCCUCAAGGGGAACCAAAUAUCAUUUCAAGAUCAGUUCCUAUGGAAAUCAUUCGUGGACCGCUGGUCGAUGAGGUCCACCAACAAUUCGGUCCGUGGGUAUACCAGGUCGUUAGACUUUACAAAGACAGAGAGCAUGCUGAAUUUGAAUUCACUGUUGGUCCAAUUCCAGUGGACGAUAGUGUGGGAAAGGAGGUCAUCACGAGAUUGGUGACGAAUAUGGUAACGGAUAAGGUGUUUUACACUGAUUCGAACGGGAGAGACUUUUUAAAGCGGGUUCGAGAUUAUAGACAAGACUGGAAUCUCUCUGUGAACGAACCACAGGCGGGAAACUAUUACCCGCUCAACCUCGGGGUUUACGCUACCGAUAAAAAGACUGAAUUAUCCGUGUUGGUCGAUCGUGCCACCGGAGCAGCCAGCAUUAAAGAUGGACAAGUAGAGUUAAUGCUUCAUAGGCGCACUAUCUUGGACGACAGUAGAGGAGUCGGGGAACCUCUCGACGAAAUGGUGUGUCUUGAAGACAGUUGUCAAGGGUUAACGGUGAAGGGAAAUUACUAUGUGAACAUCGACAAACUGGGUUUGGGAGCUCGUUGGCGCCGAAAAACGGGCCAGGAAAUUUACUCCUCGCUUCUCUUAGCUUUCGCACACGAGAAAAGGGAGAGCUGGAUAGCAUCUAAGGUGACUAAAUCAACAACAAUGGAUCCAAAUUACAGCUUCCCUCUCAAUGUUGCCUUGAUUACUCUUCAGGAGCUGAAAGACGGAAGAGUAUUAGUCCGGUUGGCACAUCUAUAUGAGGCUGGAGAAGAUCCUGAAUAUUCAAAAAUGGCUAAAGUGGAACUGAAGAGAAUGUUCUUCAAGAAAAUGAUAAAUGAGGUGCAGGAGAUGAGUUUAUCAGCAAAUCAGUUGAAAUCAAAGAUGAAAAAGAUGUCAUGGAACGUUGAGGGAGACGGCAAAACAGAAGCCACCCCAGUUAGAGGUGGCCCUAUUGACCACUCAGCUCUUGUUGUGGAGUUGGGCCCAAUGGAGAUUCGCACUUUCAUAUUGAAAUUUUGACUCAAAAUUUCAUCCCCCUCUAUGUAACUUAAAUAUUUUCAGCAAUAAAGUUGAGAGUUCGACAUC